AUGUCGACUCUUCCAUCUACCCAUUGUUGCCACACUUACUCGCCAUUGCCGCCUUCAUCUUCGUCUUCAUCUCCAUCGUCGUCGUCUUCAGUAUCGUAUUUACCUUCUUUUUCAUCUGCACACGGACGCCUGCAACGUAUCGCAGUGCCUUCCACUCCGAAACGUUUUGUUUCAGCUAAGGUUUCUCUGCAAUCUCAAUCCGUUUCAGAGAAAAAUGCUGUCCACAUGCAAGACGGCCCAGUGGCGCCAGUAGUGAACCCAAUUGAGAAUGAAACUCCUUUCGAGAAAUUGAAAGAUGGGUUAUUUUCAGCUCCAUCUUCCAGGGAAUCUAAAGACAUAACUGGGUUUAAUGUCAAUGAAAAUGACUCAACUGUCAGUAUCACUGUGGUUGGGGCUUCUGGGGACCUUGCUAAGAAGAAGAUAUUCCCUGCACUUUUCGCACUUUAUUACGAGGGUUGCCUCCCUGAGCAUUUUACUAUUUACGGUUAUGCUCGGAGUAAGAUGACUGAUGCGGAGCUCAGAGACACGGUUAGCAAGACGCUUACUUGCAGGAUUGACAAGAGGGAGAAUUGUGGCGAAAAAAUGGAGCAAUUUCUUCAAAGAUGUUUCUACCAUUCUGGUCAGUAUGAUUCACAGGAAGAUUUCGUGAAGCUGGACAAGAAACUAAAGGAACAUGAGGGGGGAAGAGUUCCUCAUCGCCUGUUCUAUCUAUCUAUCCCUCCAAACAUAUUCAUAGAUGCUGUUCGCUGUGCUAGCUUGUCAGCCUCAUCUGGUAACGGCUGGACCAGGGUUAUUGUUGAGAAACCCUUUGGUCGAGAUUCAGAAUCCUCUGCGGCUUUGACCAAGGCCCUCAAGCAGUACCUAGAAGAGGAUCAAAUAUUCAGGAUAGACCACUAUCUGGGCAAGGAGCUUGUGGAAAACCUUUCAGUUCUCCGCUUCUCCAACCUUAUUUUCGAACCCUUAUGGUCAAGGCAGUAUAUAAGAAAUGUACAGUUAAUUUUCUCUGAAGAUUUUGGCACUGAAGGACGUGGAGGGUACUUUGACAAUUAUGGGAUAAUAAGAGAUAUAAUGCAGAAUCACUUGCUUCAGAUACUGGCACUCUUUGCAAUGGAAACCCCUGUCAGUUUGGAUGCAGAAGAUAUCAGAAACGAGAAGGUUAAAGUUUUACGUUCUAUGAGGCCAUUGCAACUUGAAAAUGUGGUCACGGGGCAAUACAAGAGCCAUGUUAGAGGAGGUAUUACUUACCCAGCCUACACGGAUGACAAGACUGUACCCAAAGACAGCUUGACUCCAACAUUUGCUGCAGCUGCCCUCUUCAUAGACAAUGCAAGAUGGGAUGGGGUUCCUUUCCUCAUGAAGGCUGGGAAAGCAUUGCAUAAUAAGAGGGCUGAGAUAAGGGUACAGUUUCGUCAUGUGCCUGGAAAUUUGUAUAAUCGAAAUAUCGGAACAGAUCUUGAUCGAGCAACAAACGAGCUUGUUAUCCGAGUGCAGCCUGAUGAAGCUAUUUUGCUGAAGAUCAAUAACAAAGUCCCUGGUUUGGGAAUGAGGUUGGACAGGAGUAACCUAAAUCUUCACUACGCAGCCAGAUAUUCAAAGGAGAUUCCGGAUGCUUAUGAGAGGCUUCUGCUGGAUGCUAUUGAAGGGGAAAGGAGGCUAUUUAUUCGGAGUGAUGAACUUGAUGCUGCUUGGGCACUCUUCACACCCUUAUUGAAAGAGAUAGAAGAGAAGAAGAUUAUUCCCGAGUACUACCCUUACGGAAGUAGGGGUCCUGUUGGGGCACACUACCUUGCAGCAAGGUACAAAGUCCGGUGGGGUGAUGUUGGUGUGGAGCAGUGA
Molecule: messenger RNA, 1836 nt
Organism: Prunus armeniaca (apricot)
Lineage: Eukaryota; Viridiplantae; Streptophyta; Magnoliopsida; Rosales; Rosaceae
Source: the annotation of a GenBank genome assembly